GUUGUCAUAUCUGAGACUCUUAAUUUCUUCACUCACUGUACACACUAGACUGGCUUCUGUAUAAUUCGUUCUUCUGUGUUGCUUUGACAAGUCACUUGCGAUGUAUUCUUCAUUUCUAUUGGCUGUUGCGGGGGUGGCGUUGGUAAUAUACGUACUGGGGAGUUUUUACCCACGUUUCUUUAAAGAUAAGAAGAGUCAACAGCUACAGAGUGAAAAAUUGCCGGCAUCGGAUAAGAUCAAUGUCGGAACAAAUGAGUUCGAAAUUCAACCACGGCCGGAUUUCGACUGGCGGUCGACACCACCAUUGAAGAUACGCCCUUUUAAACCGGUAUACCACCUAACGAUGGCUGUCAACACUUCGCAUAUUUCGGAGCUCAUAGAAAUGGACCGCAAUUACCUGGAUAGGAUAAUGCUUCGUAAACAGAUCAUGCAAGAACAUCAUGACAUUGCCACUCAAGCGACACCCGAAGUCAAACCAGCGGUCGACGAGCUUUACACAUGGCUUAUCAAUACAUAUUUGCCUUCGCGGUACCCCACAAUGUUCAGCGUCACGUCGCUUGGACUGCUGAAUCACACCACGUCACAACAUCUUCCACUUCAGCCCUCAUCAGACCCUGUCAAGACCUUUGAAAUUCUUGGCGAGAACUUGGACGAAGACAUCUUGAUCUUACUGCCAUCGGAUGAUGGCGACGGAUAUGCUCUGAAAGGAUAUGUGACUUGCUUUCCAGCAGGCUUCAAUACGAAAGAGAAAUUAGGCUUGAAGCUAAGGGAUAUUCAUGGUCCUGUUCCAGGCUACAAGCAGAAACUUGAGUUGAGCAUGGAUAGAUUCUUCGAGCGGCUGGAAGUAGGCAAGGUGGUAAAAAGAGCCAAUUGGUCCAUCAACACCGAUGAGAAAUUAUUCGCCGCGAGUGGACUCCAUCUCUACGAAGGCGAGAAGGAAACUGUUGACGAGGAAGUGGACGUAAACACGGUGAGUCCCUCGCUCUCUUCCACCGCUCCCGGUACCAUGGGUCAGGAACAAAACUAAUACUAAGGACAUUUUUUAGACUUUCCUGCGGUGCGAGCGCCAGCUUCUGCACCGUCUCCCAAAAACCAGAGCGCUUGUCUUUAACUUCAAGACUUACCUCUAUCCGCUGAGCGAGAUUAAGCAGGAAGGGCUUGGCGAGGAUUUAGCACAGGCGAUCGAUGGUCUGAAGGAAGGAAGUACGCCUGCCAUGCAUUUUUACAAGCGUGGGGUGGUCUGGGGAGAGGCUGUCAAGGCUUACCUGCGAACUUAAGGCUUAGCUGAACAGUUGGGCAGAGCUUAAUGAUGGAGGCCAGAAGAGCUGAGAACUGUAGGAUCCAGGCUGACGGGAGGAUCCGACGCGGUCUAGAAGGCGUCCGGACUCUAGGAUCUGGAAUUAUUACAGGAUGCCUGUCAAAUUCGUAGUUGUUCCAAUCGCAUCAACUUCCAAUGCUGGACAGAAGAGUCGGCGACUUGGCUUGCAAGCUUAAAUUGGCCGCAAGAAAGGCUUGAGCCGUAUGCAUGCAGGCAGAGUGAGGCUCCACAGAAUCAAAAAGUAUAUUUUACACACAACGAGUGUGGUACUGCACAUGCCUCGCGGAAAUACCAACAGAGAAGCAACAUGCAUACAUAUGCAUGCAUGCAGGCAUGGUGCAUUAUGUAUUGAAAGUAUCUGGAACAUAGCCUUUGCAGAGAUCUGGUACAACAAAGCCUUGCAGACGCAAAGGUCACACACAUGGGAUCAGGAACAAUCAUGCCCGUUCGAGGCUUGUUGUGCCAAGGGGCUGCCAAGGGACGAUUUCCAUUUUUGGACAGUUCUUCGCUUAACGCUCAGCCACUUCAACAACAAAGCAUCCGACCUCGAACGACAGCGGAAA
Molecule: messenger RNA, 1881 nt
Organism: Cadophora gregata
Lineage: Eukaryota; Fungi; Ascomycota; Leotiomycetes; Helotiales; Ploettnerulaceae
Exons: 4
Coding region: 101-1027 (308 amino acids)
Source: RefSeq, a predicted model, not a curated record